GAGAGUCUGAGGAGAAUCGCCGGAGCGGGAGGAGAAGCUCGCAGUCGGCCGCGACGUUGCCUAACGCCGCAAAGCCCGGCUAGGUGAGGCCGAGGCUUCUCUCCCGGAGCCGACGUGGCAGAAUUGGAGUGUUUUGAAGGAAAAAGAAAAAGGAAACCCUCCGAGGCUUUUUCAGCUUUUUGCACGCACGCCGGCUUGGUGCCUGCAUGGUGACCCAAUGGCAUCCCGCAAAGGAUCGGCCACCAGCCCCGGGAGCAGCACGCCCGUCAGCAAUAGCCGAGACCGGGAAGAUGUCGAACUGGCUGAGCUCGGUCCCCUCUUAGAGGAGAAAGCCAAUCCAGGAACGUCCCGUUCAGCCGACAACCCAUGUCAGCCCUGCCCGGCUACUCAGGAGGAAGAGGAGGAGGAAGUAAGGGUCUUAACCCUCCCCUUGCAGGCCCACCAUGCAAUGGAGAAGAUGGAAGAAUUUGUCUACAAGGUCUGGGAAGGGCGAUGGCGGGUCAUCCCCUACGACGUCUUGCCUGAUUGGCUGAAGGACAACGACUACCUGCUUCACGGACACCGCCCGCCCAUGCCUUCCUUCCGCGCGUGCUUCAAAAGCAUCUUUCGCAUCCACACCGAGACCGGCAACAUCUGGACCCACCUACUCGGUUUUGUCCUUUUCCUGUGCCUCGGGGUGCUGACCAUGCUGCGUCCCAACAUGUACUUCCUGGCACCCCUGCAGGAGAAAGUGGUUUUCGGAAUGUUCUUCCUAGGUGCCGUGCUAUGUCUCAGCUUCUCCUGGCUCUUCCACACCGUCUACUGCCAUUCAGAGAAAGUGUCGCGGACGUUCUCCAAGUUGGACUACUCGGGCAUCGCCCUGCUGAUUAUGGGCAGUUUCGUCCCGUGGCUUUAUUACUCCUUCUACUGCUCACCCCAGCCACGACUCAUCUAUCUCUCCAUCGUCUGCGUCCUGGGCAUCUCUGCCAUUAUCGUGGCCCAGUGGGAUCGCUUCGCCACCCCCAAACACAGGCAGACUAGAGCAGGCGUCUUCCUCGGGCUGGGCCUGAGUGGCGUGGUACCCACAAUGCACUUCACCAUCGCCGAGGGCUUCGCCAAGGCCACCACAGUAGGCCAGAUGGGGUGGUUCUUCCUGAUGGCCGUGAUGUACAUUACCGGAGCUGGACUUUACGCAGCUCGUAUUCCAGAAAGAUUCUUCCCGGGGAAAUUUGACAUCUGGUUCCAGUCCCAUCAGAUCUUUCAUGUCCUGGUGGUGGCCGCAGCCUUCGUCCACUUCUACGGCGUCUCCAACCUGCAGGAGUUCCGGUACGGAUUGGAAGGUGGCUGCACGGAUGACUCGCUGCUCUGAGGAUCAUGAGAAAAUGAUCGCGGGAAAACGAUCACAAAAAGUUCCCAAAGGGCUUUUCUGCCGGACUUUGUCUUUCUCGACUUAAAACCUAUAGUGUUUUUUUUUUCUUAAAUUAGAAACGAAACUCGACGCAAUGUUGACCGUGCCUGGCAAGAAAGGAAAGCGGGGUAGGCUUGUUCCUGAGGCCCCUCCGCGUUCUGAACGAGACCGUGCAUGGCUCGUCAGAUUCCUAGUUUGUCUCGCAUGGCAGCGGUAACUCUGAGAAGGAAUUCCCCCAGGCUAUCCCGCCGACAUUUUGCCUUUCUUGACAAAAUCACGUACGGUGAAAAGGAAAGUAUUUAAUAUUUAAGAAGUUUUACAAACGAGAUGUUGCCCAGUCAAAUUCCGCAUCCUGACACGUUCGUCGAGGGAGCUGCGAGCCGGGCACAGGGUGGGAUUCGGAGUUGCCGAGCUGCUGUGACUUUCGGUGUGGCGGUGAUUGGAAUAAACUAUGGAUGAUGGGGUAGUGGGGAAUUGCCUCGAGGGAGGGUGGGGUCUCCAAGGUGCGCACGCAUCUACACAAUCCAGAAUCUUGACGCCUGAAGAUGUUGCUUCUGACGACACAGUCCUUUUGCCGGAUUUUCCGUAUCCCAUCCAAGUCGCACAUAUUGAUUUUUCCUGAGCGGCCGAUUUGCUUUGCUGCGCAGAAAAGAGGGAGGAGGAUUUGAUGGGGGUUGAGUUUCUAACUUGCAAACAGCACCUCACUGUCAACAGGUUAAAAAAAGACGGAGCAAAAUGAUGGUAAGAUUGUUGCUGAAGUGACACAGAGGUAGAAAGUUGCCGUGUCUCACAGUGCUUCUAUCAGAAGAGCCCAGGUGGUUGUGAGAGCGAAUUGUCCUCUUGGACUGUUCUUGCCGGAGUAACCCUGCUUGGUCUUACUUCUGCUCCAUCCAACUUUCUCACCUGUGCUUGGUGGUUUUCUCAGAGACAUUGCACUACCCAACCAGGGAACAUCCUUGGUGCUAGAAGAGAAGAGAGGUUGCUCUUUCUUGACUGUCCCUCGGGGGCCUCCUGCACCACGGCUGAGCGGUCGCUUUCGUACUCCACAG
This is a messenger RNA of Pseudonaja textilis, 2436 nucleotides long. The record is from RefSeq and is a predicted model, not a curated record. NCBI's taxonomy places the organism in Eukaryota, Metazoa, Chordata, Lepidosauria, Squamata, Elapidae.